This is a messenger RNA of Colletotrichum truncatum, 165 nucleotides long. The record is from RefSeq and is a predicted model, not a curated record. NCBI's taxonomy places the organism in Eukaryota, Fungi, Ascomycota, Sordariomycetes, Glomerellales, Glomerellaceae.
AUGUCUUCUCGCGCUUCUGCUAAAUCACCUACUCCAGGAUCCUCAUCCUCUUCGCGCAACCAGCCUCAGAGCCUCGCGCAGGAGCCCGCCAACACUAAGGACUUCGACAUGCCGGACCUCAAGUACGACUCCGAUAAACAAGAAGCCGAGACAAAAGACAUAUAG